AUGACCAAACCACAAGUUUUAUUUAUUGGAGAACUUAAUCAAGCUAUCCCCCAAUUUCAACACUUCCAAAAAAAAUACGAAGUUAUUUUCACUAGUUUAACCACACGUGAAGAAUUCGUAGAAAAGUUGAAAACUGAAUACAAAGACAUCGUCGCCAUUUAUGCUGCCUGGUUGGGAUUCUUGCCUAUUGGCGGAUUUAGAACUGUCAUUGAACAUGCUCCAAAGUCUUUAAAAGUCGUGGCAUUUUGUUCAGUUGGUUAUGAUCAUGAAGAUGCAGCCAUUAUGAAAGAUCAUGGAAUCAUUAUGACCAAUGUUCCUUCUGACGGAGCUGCUGGCCCAGUUGCGGAUUUGGUCUUGUACAAUACGAUAACAAGUUUCAGACAGUUUCAAAUGUAUAACAAUUCCUUGAAGGAAAUAAAGCAUACGAUUAGUAUCAGAGAUCAAUUCAGUGAUAAAGGGGAAUUUGAUAAGAUUAAUGGAAAGCCAACUAGAACAGGUAACGGUAUGGGUUAUAAUUUUGGUCAUUAUAUUAAUAAUAGACCAUGCUUAUCUCCAAACGGACGUCAUGUCAGUAUUGUUGGAUUUGGAAAGAUUGGACAAACUAUUGGGAAAAGGUUGGCCGAUAUCGGAAUGAAUGUGACAUACAUUAAAAGAAAUAAACUUUCAUCAGAAGAAGAAUCUAAGUUAGGUUAUGAAGUUACCUAUGCUCAUAAGAUUGAAGAAGUCCCACAGAUAGAUUUAAUAGUAAUUGCUUGCCCAGCAACUCCAGAAACUAAUCAUUUAAUAAAUGCAAACAUCAUAAACUCACUUCGAAACCCAUUCAGAAUCAUCAAUAUUGGAAGAGGUACGGUUAUUGAAGAACAGGCAUUAGUUGAUGGGUUAAAGUCAGGUAAGGUAUUAUUUGCCGGAUUGGAUGUCUUUGAAAUGGAACCAAAAAUCCAUCCAGAAUUGUUGGACCGUGAAGAUGUGGUAUUAACUCCACAUAUUGGUGCUUCAACUGUGGAAAAUUUUGAUUAUACUGCUACUCGUGCCUUGGAAAAUAUCGAAAGUAUCAUUGAGGGUGGUGAAGGAUUAACUAGAGUCAAUUAA
Hemisphaericaspora subhashii is the source of this 1089-nucleotide messenger RNA. Its product is annotated as glyoxylate reductase. Lineage: Eukaryota; Fungi; Ascomycota; Pichiomycetes; Serinales; Debaryomycetaceae. Bases 1 to 1089 code for a protein of 362 amino acids. The record is from RefSeq and is a predicted model, not a curated record. Gene Ontology annotation, cellular component: cytosol. The transcript has a single exon. Gene Ontology annotation, molecular function: glyoxylate reductase (NADPH) activity; NAD binding; hydroxypyruvate reductase [NAD(P)H] activity.